This is a messenger RNA of Cimex lectularius (bed bug), 429 nucleotides long. Its product is annotated as dormancy-associated protein 2-like. Gene Ontology annotation, cellular component: extracellular matrix. The record is from RefSeq and is a predicted model, not a curated record. Lineage: Eukaryota; Metazoa; Arthropoda; Insecta; Hemiptera; Cimicidae. The coding region runs from base 1 to 429 and encodes 142 amino acids. The transcript has a single exon.
AUGUCAACACUNUAUUAUUUCGAGUACGACGUUAAGGACCCUCACACCGGUGACUUCAAGAGCCACAAGGAACAGAGGAAAGGCGACCACACCGAAGGAGUCUACAGCCUCGUCGAACCCGACGGUUCCAAGAGGGUAGUCGAGUACGUCGUCGAAGGCAAGAAGGGAGGAUUUGUACCCAAGGUACACAGAGGACCCGGUAAACUCGUUGACCACAAGCACGGCCAUGUAGGAUACGUCCACGCCAACUACAACUUCCACCAAGGGCAUGUUCAAGAAGUCCAGUACCAUUCUGGCGGACACGGCGGACACCAGGGAGGUUUCGGAGGUCACGAAGGUGGAUUCGGAGGUCACCAAGGCGGAUUCGGAGGUCACCAAGGCGGAUUCGGAGGUCAAGGUGGAUUCGGAGGUGGACACGGAGGAUACUAA